Molecule: messenger RNA, 1544 nt
Organism: Arachis duranensis
Lineage: Eukaryota; Viridiplantae; Streptophyta; Magnoliopsida; Fabales; Fabaceae
Product: UPF0481 protein At3g47200-like
Exons: 1
Coding region: 48-1514 (488 amino acids)
Source: RefSeq, a predicted model, not a curated record
AAACUUGUUAUUAGUUAAUUACCUUCUUUCUAAACAAAUCAAUAGCAAUGGGGUUCAAUAAUCUCAUUAGAUUUGCCAUUCAUCACAAUUACAAAUUCAUGAAAAAAAAAUUCCACUGUAGUGCAGAGAUAAACCCAUAUUGGAGGGGUCACGUUAGAGAAGGGUUAGAAAGAGGGAAUCCAAAAGAAAGUGAACAUGUUUGCAUAUAUAGGAUCCCACGAAACAUGCGACAGGUGGAACCAAAAGCCUACAUACCCAACAACAUAGCAAUUGGUCCGUACCACCAUGGAAGACCACACUUGAAAGAAAUGGAAGACAUCAAGAUGAGGUUCUUUAGGCGUCUCUUCGAUCCCAGUGGUCCAAACGGAUCAGCCAAACUCGACGAAGCUUUCAAAGAACUGGAAUCGCUUCAGGACAAGGCGCGUGAAUGCUACGCGGAGAAGAUCAAAUUCAGCAGCGAUGAGUUUCUAGAAAUAAUGAUGAUCGAUGGUUCAUUCAUUAUUCAACUCUUGAGAGAAUUCUCAGAGAGCGAAUUCAACAAAGUCGAUGAUCUCAGCAGGUGGAUGCUACCCACCAUUCGCCGCGAGAUAAUAAUGCUGGAGAACCAGAUUCCAUUGUUUGUAUUAACAAAACUGUACGAGAUAACAAAUAAUGGAAAUACAAGUCUUGAAUCUCUUGCCCUCAAGUUCCUCUACCCUUUGUUGAGAUCCGGCUCCAGCAAAAAUUUUCCGCAAACUGUGAAAGCAGAUUUCGAAUUGCAGCACUUGCUGGACAUUCUUCGAUCCGGUGUAAGGCCUGUGAUUGGUGGCAGAGAUCAAAGAGGGAGUCAAACCAACAUGAUUCACACGGCAACCGAGCUGGUCGAGUCUGGUGUGAAGAUCAAAACACAUGACACACCAAAACUGCUGGAUAUAAGAUUUGGAAAUAAAUUAUUAAAAAAAUUGGUAAAAGAACUCACAAUUCCUACUCUUCACAUAAGCGACCACAGAGGAACCGUGUUUCGCAACAUGGUGGCCUUUGAAAAGUGCCACAAGAGAUGCUACCCAGACGUGACAACAUACAUGUUCUUCUUCAACAGACUCAUCAACUCACCAAAAGAUGUGGCGCUUCUCCACCAGAAUGGAGUGCUUAACCACUCUUUGGGGUGCGAUGAAGAGGUGGCGGAAGUGAUCAACAACAUUGCCAAGGAGAUAGUACCUGAUUCGAGUGAGUCUUAUUUGUACAAAGCUGUCAAUGAGGCAAAUGAGUAUGUUGGAUCAAGGUAUGCGAAGAAGAGGGCUUCAAUGGUGCGUAACUAUUUUACAAGCUGGGUUGUGGGAGUGACAACUGCAGGUGCAGUCUUUGCACUCGCCUUCACCGUAAUACAGACCAUCUGUGCAGUUUACCAACACAAGAGAAAAGGCAAAUCGUUGUUUACAAUCUUCCUAGAAACAUUUGGCUUUGUUGAUAGCAGUAACUCAGCAUCUGACAACGACAUCAACAAUAAUAAUAAUAUCUUAGAAAGUAAAACAUGAAUGUAAUUUUUGAUACCACUUUCAUAAUUC